Molecule: messenger RNA, 312 nt
Organism: Adineta steineri
Lineage: Eukaryota; Metazoa; Rotifera; Eurotatoria; Adinetida; Adinetidae
Source: the annotation of a GenBank genome assembly
AUGGCACCAUUAUCUGAUGAUGAUGAUAAUAACAAUAAUUAUUAUGGAUUAAAUAAUCGAUUACAAUCGCUUAAUUCUGAACAAUUAGCUGAAUUGAGUGAAUAUUUUGCACUUCAAGCUAAAGAAGAUCCAACAUCUGACAAUGUAGAUCGUAAUUCAGAUGAAAGAUCUAUGACUAAACGUGAUGCUUUAUGGACAACAACAGAAGUUCUCGAUUGUAUUCGACGUGUAAAAUUAUACAAGAACAGUUCAAAACUUGAUCUUGUCACAGAAAUGCUCAAUUGUUAUCGACGUUUGAAACAUGCUGGUUAA